This is a messenger RNA of Botrytis cinerea B05.10, 805 nucleotides long. RefSeq lists its product as hypothetical. The transcript has a single exon. Lineage: Eukaryota; Fungi; Ascomycota; Leotiomycetes; Helotiales; Sclerotiniaceae. The coding region runs from base 333 to 683 and encodes 116 amino acids. The record is from RefSeq and is a predicted model, not a curated record.
GGAAUUUACUAACUAGCAUGACUCAGUGCGGUGGGUCAUCUCUUUUGCAAAUGUACUACAACGGCACAGGCGCUAAUUCAAGCUUAAGCUCCAUUUCUCCAAUCAAUUCGAUCUCUUCCUCCUUCCAAAUUGGUGUGAUUGCCUCUUCAAUAUCUUCAUCGUUGUCACUAGUCUCACUACUUCGUCAAUCACUGCCUCAUCUACAAUAGAAACAUGAUCCAGUUCCCCUUAUCGAUUUCUUCGGCCCUCCUUUCUCAUCAAAGAAUAAUCCAUCGAUCAUAACACCAACUACUCCUUCGGUAACUAAUACUGCAACAUCCGGAUAUGCCUCAAUGGGUUGUUUCAAUGGCCCUACAGGAGGACCAUAUGGAGGACACAAUCUUCCCAAAUUGCUCUCCAACGGUUCAAUGUGCCCCGAACUUUAUAUUCCUUCUGCCCUAGCUCAAGUCACUGCUCAAACCCCCAUCACCUACAAAUACAUUGGACUAGAACAUGGACGGGAGUGUUACGCGGGAUCGGUGCCGCCAAACCCUGAACCAAGUAGUCUAACGGGAACGCACGCGUAUACCACGACUUGCAAGGGUGAUUCAAAGCAGAGCUGCGGGGGUCCAAUUAUGUACAACUUAUACGAAGUAUUUGGCUACAGCUGUGCUGGCGUCAGAGGGUGCGGUGAGCACGGCUAGUUUCUGAGGAAGUUGAAAACAAGCUUUUUAAAGGAGGUGUGAUUCGGUCGAAUGAACGACGUGCAUAUUAGAUGGGGACAAUGUUAAGAAUUUACUUUUGCUAACUGUUGGUCUUGCUGACA